Closterium sp. Yama58-4 is the source of this 450-nucleotide messenger RNA. NCBI's taxonomy places the organism in Eukaryota, Viridiplantae, Streptophyta, Zygnematophyceae, Desmidiales, Closteriaceae. The record is from the annotation of a GenBank genome assembly.
AUGUUUAAAGCCUUUGGGACCAAGAAAGAGAAGUUCGAGUUUCGGUUUAGGUUUCAUGCUACUCGGGUACCGGCGACGGGGUUCGAGAGGCUGGUGGUGUCGCUGAUUCCGGUGGACACGGGGAAACUCGAGGGGCAGACGCCCAAGGGGGUGGUGAGGAACGGCACGUGCACAUGGACCGACACCAUCACAGAAGUUACGCGCCUCGCCAGGAAUCCCAAGGGGAAAGGCUACGAACAGAAGGUGUACCGGCUCAUCGUGUCCACGGGCUCCACGCGAGGCGGCAUUCUAGGCGAGGCGACUCUGAACCUCGCAGACUUUGCGGGCUUCAACCAGCUGGACCAGCGCGCACUGCCGCUCAAGUACUGCCCCGCAGGCACCGUGCUGCAUGUGACCAUUCAAUGCUCUUCUCGUGAUCCCAGGUCAGUCAUCGCUCCCUUGUAUCACUAA